Molecule: messenger RNA, 2252 nt
Organism: Lacerta agilis (Sand lizard)
Lineage: Eukaryota; Metazoa; Chordata; Lepidosauria; Squamata; Lacertidae
Gene: C13H16orf89
Product: chromosome 13 C16orf89 homolog
Exons: 8
Coding region: 197-1168 (323 amino acids)
Cellular component (GO): cytosol; membrane
Source: RefSeq, a predicted model, not a curated record
CAGCACCUGGACAUUCACAUACCAUGCAAAUGUUUCCCGAAGGUGUCCACGGAGUCAUAGUGUAGUGCUUUGUCCCUCCCUUUGACAAGUAUUUGCACAGAUAAUAUUUUGCUUUGAAAGAGUGGAGCAGGACACUUCCCAGGUACCGCCCAGAAGCAACUGGCACUCCUCAGUGGCAGAGCCCUUCUAGCAAAGCAUGCUGUUCCUCCGUUUCCAGCUGUUGGUUUUCCUCCUUAACCUGAAUUUAUCCAGAUGUGAGGACAAGAGGAAUUCAAUUAUCUCUGCACUGGAGAAAGCAACUUUGUUCCUGGAAGAGCAAUAUAAUGAACUCAACAUAGAUGGAGUGUUUGGAUAUCGUUUUUUGCAAGCGUAUCUGAAUGCAACAUUGGAGAAAUGGGCCUCGGUGUCUGGAUUAGAGUCGGAGCAAGUGCGAGUGCGACGCUUGGAUGCGAAGGUGUCAGCUUUGAUCGAAAAAGCAAAGCGUGCUCUAGAGAAGAACGACCCAGAUUCUUACAGAGCAUUUCAUCAAGCUUUAAGCCCAGGGUUUUGGAAGAUUCCCCAUCAGUGGGUUCAGAAUGAUCCUCCUGUUUCUUUCUCCCCAACCAACGGCUCAUGUCUGGACUUGGAAACAAGCGAUUCCUGCAUAUCCAACCUGCUAGGAUCAGGGGCCGGUGGCACACCUUGCCUUGUUCCAGAUAACUGCAGAAGCAUCAUGAUAAAAACACACUGUUCGGGAUAUGGUCUGUCCCAUCAACUUUUCUACUUCCUGUUUGCAGAGAUGAAAGGAUGCUCGGAUCCCCUCUUCCACAAUGCGCAAUAUUACAAGAGUGUGUUCUGUCAUUUAAUGAUGCAAAUCAAUGUCGACGCUGAAAAGCAAGCGCUCCUAGGGACCGUGGGAGACCUUUUUACGGAAAACAUUUUGUUUUGUGGCCUGGCUGGAUUCUCUGAUUUCUAUAAAUCACGGUGGCUGGACAUCAUUCUCAACUGGCAAAAAAGCGAAAGAGGAUGUUUCUGGAUGUUCGACUCCUCCAGCCCAGUUUCUGAAAGCAAUCAUAAGGAAGCACGAAGAGUUAAGAGAACGGAGAAGAUUCUUGAAGGUGAAUGUGCUUCUCACAACACCGCCGUGGCCGUAGGAGCGAUUGGAGGAUUUCUCCACUACGAGUUCUGAUGCUUUCGUGCUUCUUUCUUCUUAUGCCACUGAGCUUAACUUUCUGGCUUUAUUAUGCAAUGCAGGACCUGUUCAAAAACCAAUCGCUCUUCUCUCUAGGUACAUUUUGGGUGCUAGUCAACAUGACUGUGCUUUCAACAUCCCGGUCAACCAGGGCACUGGAAAAAUCAUAUUCAUAUUCUGGGGUGCGGUACUGGUACCUCAUUAGGACGGGGAGGAGACUCACUGUCUUCUUGAACUGUCUCCCUAGCAUGGGGAAGGGGCAGUGAUGUGCUGGCCCCGGGUCUUUGGGGUUGAAGACCUCUUACUAUUUCUGCAGCAGGGUCUCUGCCUCCAUUGUCCCAGAGUCGCCCAAUGAGCACGAAAGGGGAGCUGUUUAGCCGCGGCAUGCUCCAAAGCUAAGCAUUUAGGAACACUGAAAACACAAGGUGCUGCAGUUUUAAGGGAAUGAGUGGUGUGCAGGUUCUGUUUAUGCACAAUGGAACACAACUUAAGUCAAUUUCUUCAACCCAAGGACCACAUAUCAGUGGUGUGGGUGGGGCCAGAGGCAAAAAGUGAGUGUCACAACAGAUGUGACUCCUACCUUUGUACAGUAGGCUGCAUUCCAGCCACAUGAAAGUCAGAGGCUUCUGCACAGAGGUUGCACAGAUGUGGCCUCAGAUGGACAACUUCAUCCAUACCUAGCCUAGGUGUCACUUACAUUUUAAUCUCUUUUAUCCAAUCCAAUUAGGCUCCUCACUUCUCUAUCUGGCUCCAUUUGCACUGUUCCCUCCUUCGGCACCCCGUGUGCUAUCCUGCUUCUCCCAGUCUUCCGUAUCUCCUGCCGCCUCUAUAGUUUUAACCAAAUAAUUGCCAUUUCCAUCUGAAUGUGCCACCCAUGUACUUACUCUAUCUAUUUUUGCAAUAAACUGAAUUUUCAAGUACCCUAAGAUCUGACUUGUCAUCUCUCCACCUGGAUGCUCAGGUUUCUGCCAUGGCUGAUAACGUUUUUUGGUUCAAGACCCCAACAGGCAUUGUUCAAGUUUGCAUUGCAUCUACGCUCAAGUUGCAAAAGUGUGUUAAUAAACCAUAUUUCUUAAAGACA